Rhagoletis pomonella (apple maggot) is the source of this 643-nucleotide messenger RNA. RefSeq names its product reactive oxygen species modulator 1-like. NCBI's taxonomy places the organism in Eukaryota, Metazoa, Arthropoda, Insecta, Diptera, Tephritidae. Gene Ontology annotation, biological process: protein import into mitochondrial matrix; protein insertion into mitochondrial inner membrane. The record is from RefSeq and is a predicted model, not a curated record. Gene Ontology annotation, cellular component: TIM23 mitochondrial import inner membrane translocase complex.
AUAAAAUCAGCUGAUAAACGGCACACAACUAGUGCAUUUCACCACAUCAAGCGAUUGACUGAUUAUUCACCACAAACACGCAUUUGACAUUUCAUAGAGAAACAAAAAAGCAACAACGAGAACGUGUGUAAUUUGCAUGAAAAAAUUCCAGCGAAAACCAAAUUUAACGUUAGUGAAUUGGAAAUAUCUACUUCCUACCAAGACCAACCCGCAAUCUUGCAACUACAAUGCCAGCAUUGCCCAGCGGAGUAUAUGGCCAAGCGCAGGGCCCAUCAUGUUUUGAUAAAAUGAAGACAGGAUUCACGAUUGGCUUUUGUGUGGGCAUGGCAAGUGGAGCACUCUUUGGUGGCUUUUCAGCGUUGCGAUAUGGUUUGCGUGGCCGCGAGCUCAUUAAUAAUGUGGGAAAAGUGAUGAUACAAGGCGGCGGAACUUUUGGCACUUUCAUGGCUAUCGGCACCGGCAUCCGUUGCUAAGCAGAAGAUCGCUUUGGGAAAGGCAAUGAUAACGCAAUGCCGGAACAUAUUUUCGCGUUUUUUUUAUAAUGAUGCCCUUUUCUUAAUAAUUUCAUAGAUUUUAGUUUACCCACAAUACAUAUACUGAGAUACGUGCAAAUAUCGUUAAAAUAAAUAUUUUUGAAAUGAAG